Messenger RNA from Oncorhynchus keta (chum salmon), 1392 nucleotides. RefSeq names its product PRELI domain containing protein 3A-like. The transcript is spliced from 6 exons. Gene Ontology annotation, cellular component: mitochondrial intermembrane space. Bases 782 to 1255 code for a protein of 157 amino acids. NCBI's taxonomy places the organism in Eukaryota, Metazoa, Chordata, Actinopteri, Salmoniformes, Salmonidae. Gene Ontology annotation, molecular function: phosphatidic acid transfer activity. The record is from RefSeq and is a predicted model, not a curated record. Gene Ontology annotation, biological process: phospholipid transport.
UUGUCUCUCUGUCUCUCUCUCUGUCUCUCUCUCUGUUUGUCUCUCUGUCUCUCUCUCUGUUUGUCUCUCUGUCUCUCUCUCUGUUUGUCUCUCUGUCUCUCUCUCUGUUUGUCUCUCUGUCUCUCUCUCUGUUUGUCUCUCUGUUUGUCUCUCUGUCUCUCUCUCUGUCUCUCUCUCUGUUUGUCUCUCUGUCUCUCUCUCUGUUUGUCUCUCUGUCUCUCUCUGUUUGUCUCUCUGUUUGUCUCUCUGUUUGUCUCUCUGUCUCUCUCUCUGUUUGUCUCUCUGUUUGUCUCUCUGUCUCUCUCUCUGUCUCUCUCUCUGUUUGUCUCUCUGUCUCUCUCUCUGUUUGUCUCUCUGUCUCUCUCUGUCUCUCUCUCUGUUUGUCUCUCUGUCUCUCUCUCUGUUUGUCUCUCUGUCUCUCUCUCUGUUUGUCUCUCUGUCUCUCUCUCUCUGUUUGUCUCUCUGUCUCUCUCUCUGUUUGUCUCUCUGUCUCUCUCUCUGUUUGUCUCUCUGUCUCUCUCUCUGUUUGUCUCUCUGUCUCUCUCUCUGUUUGUCUCUCUGUUUGUCUCUCUGUCUCUCUCUCUGUUUGUCUCUCUGUCUCUCUCUCUGUUUGUCUCUCUGUCUCUCUCUGUCUCUCUCUCUGUUUGUCUCUCUGUCUCUCUCUCUGUUUGUCUCUCUGUCUCUCUCUCUGUUUGUCUCUCUGUCUCUCUCUCUGUUUCUGUCUCUCACUGUCUUUCUCUCUGACUGUAGCUACCCGUGGGAGACGGUGAUCAAGGCAGCGAUGAGGAAGUACCCUAACCCCAUGAACCCUAAUGUGGUGGGAGUGGAUGUGUUGGACAGGAACCUGGAUACCGACGGACGGCUCCACAGCCACAGACUCCUCAGCACCGAGUGGGGCCUGCCAGGCAUCGUACGAGCGAUCUUGGGGACCAGUCAUACCCAGACGUACGUCAAGGAGCAUUCCAUCGUGGAUCCCGAGGAGAAGAAGAUGGAACUUUAUUCAACUAAUAUAACUCUAACCAAUCUGGUGUCAGUGGAUGAACGACUGGUUUACAGACCUCAUCCAGACAACCCAGAGGUUACUGUUCUGACCCAGGAGGCCAUCAUCACAGUAAAAGGAGUCAGUUUGAGCAGUUACCUGGAGGGAAUGAUGGCCCUCAGAAUGUCAGCUAAUGCCAGAAAGGGUUGGGAUGCUAUUGAGUGGAUCAUUCAGAACUCUGAAAGGGAGAACGUUCCUCUGUGCGAGCUGUACUGACUCUGGUAACUACUCUUCCCUGGCUGAGCUUAGCAUCACCUGACUGGAAGGGCCAAUCAGAGGACUGUGUCGACGACAUGAUCAGGGACUAUAUCAUCCUACACCAAGCAGCCCAGCCAAACCUCCCACAUGGCAGC